Messenger RNA from Triticum urartu, 1276 nucleotides. RefSeq lists its product as uncharacterized. Lineage: Eukaryota; Viridiplantae; Streptophyta; Magnoliopsida; Poales; Poaceae. The record is from RefSeq and is a predicted model, not a curated record.
CAAACCCUAAAAAUUAGGAGGCUUGUCCCUUCACCCGCCGCCGCACUCUCCACCAAAUCCUCUGUCGGUAUCCUCCCAGAUCUGAUCCAGCCAACCACGCGCAGCCAACCCCCUUCCUCGUUUUCAGAUCCACCAUCCAUCCCUUUGAUCCAUCUCCAGUCAACGACCGCCGACGCUCAAAUCCCGCAGGAGCCCGAGCUCCACCUCUUCGCCACCAUCCCCGCCUCCUGGAUCCUCACGUCCCCAGCGCCAUAGCUGGACCUCGUCGGAGACGCCGGCUAACGAGGACAACCCCGCGCCCCUGUCUUCCUUUUUCCCAUGCUCCUGUUCCUCCUUCCCUCACACGCCUCUCUCUCUCUGACUUGCCACAGCAGGGAACAGUCGCCGGCGCCCUGCAUCCUGUCCCGCUCGCGCAUGACCGCACCAAUGGCCAGCGCCCAUCCUCGGCUUCGUCUCGACCAGGAGCACCAUGCCGCCUGAUGCUCAAGCCACCACCGGGAAAAGACUUCAUCGCCACGAGUUCCGGUGUUCAGGUCCUCCUCGUGUGCUGCCCGAGUCUCCCCUGCUUCGCCAAGCCAUUGUCUCCGGCCAAAUCCUCUUCCUCGACGAGAUCCUCGCCCGCACCUCCGCUGCCCCGACUCCAUCUCUCGCCAUCCUCUUCGUCGAUCCGGCCGGCCGCCAUGCGGCGCUGCUGUGGACAUCCCCGUUGAGCGCUUGUGCCGUUGGAGCUCAUCGCCGGUCCUCUUGCGCGCCCGAAGCUCAAGCUCCUCUGCCCGGGCGUCCCACGCACCUCAAGCUGCCGUCCCGCGCCUGGAGCCGCGCCCCUCCGUCCCCUGCGCCUCUGUUUCUUCCUCGCCGCCGCAGUCCUGUUUCACGCCGCGCCGCUCCUCUGUUUCGUUCGAGCAGCAACGAGCAGGUCCGCUCGCGUUGACCAAGCGAGGCAAGCGCCAGGCCCAGCCUGCUUCUUUGCCACGGCCCAGCGCACCCCUCCUCACCCAGUCGGCCUUCUUCCACUAAACCGGGCCAAAGCCCAUGGGUGAGGCCACCCCCAGCGCCUCCUUUUUUCUAUGCUUUUGGGCCAGACAGAUUCGGCCCGAGCCACUGUUUUUUUUUCAUGGACGAUUUCCUAAUUUUUCCAGUGCUUUACAGAUUUUGCAGAGAACCCCCUAGGCUUCAUGCAUUUAUUAACUCACAAUCUAUGCAUCAUAUGUAAAAACCUUAUAUAUGAAAAAUGCUUAGAUUUUCAUCUAGAUUUAUAAUAUCCAACUUUCAUCCA